AUGAGCAUCUUAUGUUGGAACUGUCGUGGGCUUGGGAACCCACAGACAGAUCAAGAGUUUGGUGACUUAAUCCAAGCACAAGAUCCCUUAGUCGUGUUCCUAGCCGAAACAUGGCUUGACAAAGUUAGGCUGGAGGAAAUAAAAGUUCGAUACAAAUUUAAAGGGUUGAUAGAAGUCUCAAGAAUAAGUCGAGGAGGAGGGGUGGCUAUUUUUUGGAAAGAGGAGUGUAAUAUCUCCCUAGACACAUAUUCCCCCAACCACAUUGAUGUGAUCUUGAAUAAAGGGUUGGAAGAUGAAUGGAGGUUUACUGGGUUUUAUGGAGAGCCAGAUACUAGAAUUCGCAACGAGUCAUGGGAUAAAUUGAGGAGAUUAAAAAAUAAAUUCACCCUUCCAUGGUUGUGUGCGGGUGACUUUAAUGAAAUUUUGAAGGCAGAUGAAAAAUUGGGUGGAAGACUUAGGCCAAUUAGACAGAUGGAAACUUUUAGGGAGGUUCUUGAUGAAUGCGAGUUUAAGGAUUUGGGUUAUGUGGGAGGGAAGUACACGUGGUAUAGAGGUUCUAGAGGGGGUAAUACAAUAUGGGAAAGGCUUGAUCGUGCAGUUGCUACCAUUGAUUGGAUAGAAAAGUUUCCAGUAACAAAGGUUGUGCACUUAGAAUGUGGUUCCUCGGAUCAUAAGCCACUGAUCAUCCUUCUAAAAGGGGUCCAAAUGAAGCACAAAAAACCAUGGAGCUUUGAGCAUAUGUGGUUGGAGGAUGAGAGGUGUGGUGAGGUUGUGGAUCUUGCUUGGAGGAGGGUUUGUCCAGGUAACCCGAUGGUCCAAGUGGAAGGUAAAAUAAAGGUGUGUCAGGCAAAGCUUAAACAGUGGAGCCGAACCUCCUUUGGAAAUAUUACCAAUGCACUAAAAGAAAAGAAGCAACAACUACGGCAGGCAAAACUGAGAGCAAUCAGGGAGGGUACAAUGGAAACGGUGAAUCGGUUGAAAUGGGAGAUAAAUGGCUUAUUAAUAAAGGAGGAAAAGAUGUGGAAACAAAGGUCAAGGGCUUUGUGGUUACAAGAGGGUGAUCAAAACACAAAAUUUUUCCAUAAUAAGGCCUCACAUAGAUAUAAGAGAAAUAGAAUUGAAGAAUUGAAGAAUGAGGCGGGAAUGGUGUGCACAGAUGAGGAGGAGAUAUCAGGGAUUUUGAUAGAUUACUACCAGAACCUUUUUACCUCGGCCUCACCAUCAAACUUGGAAGAAGUUCUGAUGACAGUCCCCACUGUUAUUACGGAGGACCAGAAUGCAAUGUUAGAUGCAGAGUUUGUCUAG
Quercus robur (English oak) is the source of this 1305-nucleotide messenger RNA. RefSeq lists its product as uncharacterized. Gene Ontology annotation, molecular function: catalytic activity. The record is from RefSeq and is a predicted model, not a curated record. NCBI's taxonomy places the organism in Eukaryota, Viridiplantae, Streptophyta, Magnoliopsida, Fagales, Fagaceae. Bases 1 to 1305 code for a protein of 434 amino acids. The transcript has a single exon.